UCAUUCUCCACUGGGCUGUCGGGAAUUGUCCCAGAUGUGCUUCAAUGGGUGGGGUGGCUGAUGUGUGGCAGGGAGAAAAGUGACCUCACACUGCUCUUUCCGAAGCAUGUCAUUACUGUCUGGCAGGCAAUGGCUUCUGCAAACCCAAAUGAAGAGGAAAAGGAGAAUGAGAAUCUCAUUUAUUUUAAAGAGCUUGACAUAAAGAACUUAGAAGAUCUAUAUUCAAAGUUCCCUAUAAUAUAUCUUAAUUUUCCAAAAUUUGUUGCUGACAGCAAUGCCAGACAUGUUUCCAUACGUCAACAUCUAGGAAUAGCUUAUAAUGUUAAGAUGAGAUUGGAGGCCAGGAGAUUGAAGUCUUUUAUUCCUGGUCAUAAAUUGUCAUCUUGGGCACCAACAGAGAUGGCCAGUGCUGGGCUAUAUUUCACCGGGGUUGAUAAUAGCAUGCAAUGCUUCUGUUGUGGAAUUGUUCUUUGUUGUACCAGUUUGAAGUUACAUCCCCAUGAAGAGCAUUUACAUUUCAGCCCCUCCUGUGGCUUCAUUCAAGGCAAAGAUGUGGGAAACGUUUCUAAGUAUGAGGUUCGGGUCCAAACUUCAGAGACUGGCCAAGAGUGUCUACAAGCAUACUCAACAGAGGAGGCUAGAUUAAGCUCUUUUACCAACUGGCCAUUUUAUUCAAGGAUUCAACCUGUUCUACUUGCACGUGCAGGAUUUUAUUUUACGGGAAGAAGAGAUAUUGUCCAGUGCUUCUCCUGUGAUGGCUGCCUGGGACACUGGGAGGAAAAUGAUGACCCCUGGAAAGAACAUGCCAAGUGGUUCCCUGAGUGCGAAUUCCUCACAAGUAAAAAAACUCCCGAUGAAAUUAAAGUGCUCAAUAAUUCAUAUAAUGGAUAUCAUGGAAUCCAAGGAAAGCAUUUCCUUCCUGAUGUCAUUGAUAAUGUGCAGUCCUGUCAAUUAGGUAAUACCAGGAUGAACAUCUUCGAAGAUGAGAAUGUUCGGCUGGAGUCGUUUAAAAAAUGGCCUACAGAUUCCAAAGGAGAUCCUGCUGCUUUCGCCAGAGCAGGAUUUUUCUACACAGGAAAAUCAGGCGAAGUGAGAUGCUAUCUAUGCAGUUCAUCUGUGAAUUCUUCAGAACAUCUAUUUAUGCUAUCCAUUGAAAACCAUGUUUGUCAAUUUUUGGUGAAGAAACAGACAGAAUCCAAAGAUCUUGAAACUCAAAUUAAAGAAAACAAAGAAGGGGUCCACAAGAAAGUCAGUAGUUAUAUCGUCCAUGAUGAAUUCUGCCCUGUGGAAGCUAUGGAAUUAAGAAAAUCUUUGAUAGAAUUGUACACUGAUUUUAAAUUCAGAAAGUUAUUACCAUUUCCAGGCUCGUCUCAUGUUUCCAUUGAUUUGAACUCACACUUUGCAGAUAUCUCUGUUGAGUCUAAGACCAUCACAAACAGGGCGCUUGGUGUCCUGACAUUACCAGAUAUCCUGUCUGAGCUGACUGACAUCACCAUGAUAGAAGGCGAAACUGGCAGUGGGAAAACUGCUCUUCUUAAAAAGAUUGCCGUCCUGUGGGCAUCAGGGUCCUGCCCUAUACUCAGCAGAUUUAGUCUGGUGUUUUAUAUUUCCCUUCCUUCUAUUGGGAAUAAGCAAACUCUUAGUGACAUCAUCUGCCAACAACUGAUCGGAUCCUCAACAUCUAUAACAGAGAAGAGUCUGGGAGAAAUUAUAAAGCAGUUGAAGAACAGGGUUCUCUUCCUCCUGGAUGACUAUGGUGUGAUGGACUCACUUCCAGGGUCUAUAGAGGAGUUAAUAAAGAUGAACCACUGGAACAGAUUGACCCUGGCAGUCACAGUGAACCCUCAUAAGGGUCGGAAUCUUCGCCAAUAUGCAAGGGUCAUACUGGGCAUCCAAGACUUUCCCAUCUAUAGCUCCAUUUUUAUUUUUAAAAAUAUUUUUUCACAUGAUUUAACAAUUGUGAACAAAAUUUGUAUGGAGCUGACAACUACUGUCACGUUGCAAUUGGUUUUAAGGUCACCUCUUCUUACCUUCUGCCUAUGUGUUUUAUGGGUACAAGACCCAGCUAUAAAUGCAUCAGGGGACACAUUGGUAUGGAAGUCCUAUCUGAUGCAUGUCAUGCUGAGACACCCCACUGAAGUAGAGACAGUAAAUGCAGUUGUGUCUUCAUGUGAGGAACUUGCAAUUGAAAGCCUUUUUAAGUUGCGUUUCAAAUUCACACAUGAGGAUCUAAGAGAAUAUUCUGUGAACGUCAAUGAGGCUCUCAGAUUUAGGCUAUUGAGCAUGUUCACAUCACAGAGACUCCAUCCUGUUUUCAAGUUCUUUCACCCUUCUUUUCAAGAGUUUUUAGCUGGGAAACGAAUGAAUGAACUUUUGCAGUCUGGAGAUGUAAAAGAGAACCAGAGAGGCUUGUCAUUCCUCCAAAACAUUAAUACCAUCUCAAAAGUCACUGGACGUUUCUUCUAUUUCUUAAAGUAUACAUGUAUGCAUUCUCCUGAAACUUCUGUGAUUGUUCUCUCCCAUGUUUUCAGUUUGCUGGACAGCAGGGAAGCAUUUCAUUGUCAAAGUGACGAAAAGAUUCACCUUCAACAUCACCCUGAACUGGAUUUCAUGGAAGGUUUAUUAAAUCUACAAAGCCUCAUGCCAUUGUUUGACAUGGGGACUAAUAAUCGAGAUAGGAUUGAUAGCAUACUUGAUAUGGCUAUUAAAAUAGCUGAAGAGAGUAGCUAUCUGUCUCACUGUGUACCCAUCAUAUUGAACUUUCUCAAAGGAAAAACAAUAUCCAUUGUUUUGUCAUGGCCAAAUAGGAGACUGCUUAGAUUUCUUUAUAGAUAUCCAGAAGGACUAUGGUUAUUGGAGAGAUUGGAGAUUGUUGUACCUCCAGCUAAUAUAAGUAUUAACAUCAAUACUGAGAUUUUUAGACCUAUUGGGUCUGUGCCCGAAGUUGAUGCAGACUACUCCAAUGCAUUCAAGCUCGCGUCUGACCUGCAACAAAAGGCACGCAUGCCAUUCCUGGAUUAUUUGGGCACAAACAUUUAUGAUCUAUCAACCCUUGGCUUCAGUCCAGACAUUCAUAGAAUCCCUUUGCUAACUGUCAAAGUGCAUGGUUGUCCUGUUGAGAGCGACAAUAUCCUAGUUAAUAUUAUGUUUUUCUGCAGUAUUUCCAUUCAAGUUGGUCUGGACUUGUUCAAUUGCCCAGGAUUUCUUGAAAGUAUGUGGCCAUGCAUAGAUCUAUACAAAAGUUCUAUUAAAAGCCUCAGUAUUCGACAAACAAAGCUGUUCAUGGAGGAUCAAGAAUUGGUCACACUUCUGACUGCAUUGCAAAGUCUGAAAAUAGUUUUAAUGCCACCACCAGAAUUUGUACUUUCAAACAUACACUCUUUCAAAGAGCUGAAAGAACUAGUGGUGGACUGUCCCAUAGAUGACAAUAAGUGGGAAAUCAUUGAUGUUUUAUCAGAUGAAUUUAAAAGCCUACACAAUAUGGAAAAAAUUGUGUUUAAGAAUAUUAGGAUGGAAAGACAGGCAGACAGAUUAGCCAAUUUUAUUGAGAAUUUUCGUAAUCUGAUCUCUUUUACAUUGAAAUGUAAAUUCUGUCCCGGGUUGAAGAAUAUUGUUGAUUCAUUAUCUCGAUGUGGAAAAAUGCAGGAGCUGAGAUUUCUGGAACUUGCACUUUAUGACUUGGAAAUUAUCCAUCUGGCUUCUGCAUUAUCCUCAUUUACAAAUCUCAAGAUUUUGGAAAUAGAAUUUUAUUACUCUGUAAAAGUUGAAGCAACAAAAAAGUUUGCUGAAGGUUUAGCCUAUCUGGAACAGCUUGAAGAAUUUACAUUUCCGGGUGGAUCCGCUGUUAAAGAAAAUAUAUCCCAUUUCAUUCAGGCACUUCAGCAUAUGCCCAACCUCAGAACUCUCACCAUACAGUGCAGAUUAUUGAAUGAUAGCAGCCUGCUGGAGUUAGCCAAAAUAACAGCUGACGGCCAUCUGAGAAACCUGCAGAAGGUAGACCUCAGUCAUAAUCCCGACAUCACACAGUCUGGAUGGAGAGACUUCUUUCUUCUACUAGAUAAUCUGCCAAAAUUGACUGAUCUUAAUAUUUCCAGAUUCAUUUCUCAAUACUACAUAACAGACCCUGUGACCUUUAUUGCUUUAACUCACUGUGUGUCUCGACUUCACAGCCUAAAUGUCUUGUCAAUGUUUGGCUGGCUGCUCGAUGAUAAAGAUAUUGAAAUGUUUGAUUCAAUGAAAAUGAAGCAUCCACAAUCAAAGUGGUUUAACCUAUUUUGGAAAUGGACACUGCCAUUCCCUCCAGUAGUCACUAGAUGACAAUUGUAUAACCAGGGGUGGAUUUAUCUACAAUAACCAAAAAUACUCAACUCCCAUUGUAAAUUGGGUUUAUCUGCAAAAUUAAUCAACUUUCAGCAGUUUUCUGUAUAUAAAAAAGAACCAUUUAAAUUGUUCAGCACCAUUAAUGUAAAACAUGGUUUCUACAAAUCCAAUACAAAAUAACAAUAUUAAUGUCUAUUAUAGUCUCAGAAUUAUUUAACUCCUUCAUGGCGAGGAUAAAGCACAUUUUUGCUGUUAUGACCUAGUAUAAAUGUGAUGUAUAGCCAGAAAUCUGCUUGUAACAGCUCUCCUGAGGAAUCUUAGACCAUAUCUUAUGGGCAAUGGACCCAGGUUAAAGGGUAACUAUCAUUAGAAAACACUGUGCUGCUCCAAGCGCCAUGACCUUUCCCUUCUGUUCUGCUCAGCUAAAUGAGAGCUAUAUGGAAUUGCAGGAGUUCGAUAGACUUAUUUUGCAAUUCCAUAUGCUGCUCACUUUAGUGAAAGGUCAUGGCACUUGAAAUGACAUUUUAAAUGAAAGUUACCCUUUAACUAAUGUUCUUGGGUUUGUGUGCCGCAAUCACCUUCUUCAAAUCCCACCAACUGGUGCCCAAGCUUCAGCUUCCUCACAGAAAGAAUGACAUUGUGUGGUGUCUACGGGGGUCACCACAAUUGUCUCCUAGGAUUUUGUGAUACAUGACUGAAUCCAUCUUUCCUCCACAUGCUGCAGGUUUCCAGGGCCAGCGAAAGCAAAGCCCCAAAGCAGCCCUAGGGCAUCAUCGAGCCACCGCAAUGCUUCUCUGUAGACACUGUGCUCUAUUCAUCAUGAGCUUUGUUCUUCCUAUCCAGGCACAAGCACAAGAAAAGUCGGCUCGGAUAUGCUCAAAACCAUAUUACAUAUAGUUACAUAGUUAGUAUGGUUGAUAAAAGACAUUUGUACAUCAUGUUCAACCAAGGAGUUGAAGAGAAGGGAUAUGGUUGGAUGAAGGGGAAGGGAUGUGAGUUUAGAUUUCCUCAUAAGCAUUAAUGUUAUUUUGUUCUAAGACUCUUAUCUAACCCUGUUUUGAAGCUUUUAACUGUUCCUGCUGUGACCAGUUCCUGAGGUAGAUUGUUCCAUAAAUUCACAGUUCUUAGGGUAAAGAACGAUUGUUGCCCCUUGAGACUAAACCUUUUCUUCUCCAGACGGAGGGAGUGCCCCCUCGUCCUUUGAGGGGGUUUAACCUGAAACAGUUUUUCCCCAUAUUUUUUGUAUAGGCCAUUUAAAUACAUUAAUCAUAUCGCCCCUUAAACGUCUCUUCUCAAGACUAAACAAAUGUAAUUCUUUUAAUCUUUCCUAAUAGGUAAGAUGUUCCAUACCCCUUAUUAGUUUAGUCACCCUUUUCAGCUCCACAACAUCCCUUUUAUCAACUGGUGCCCAAAACUGAACAACAUAUUUCAGGUGAGGCCAUACCAAUGCUUUAUAAACGGGUAUCGCGUAACUUAUACACAUCCUCUAUAGACUGUACUGUGCUACAAAGCUUGAUGUCAUCUGCAAAGAUAGAAACAGAGCUGUUAAUGCCAUCCUCUAUAUCAUUAAUAAAUAAAUUAAACAAGAGCAGGCCCAGUACUGAACCUUGGGGUACACCACUAAUAACCGGGGACCAAUCAGAGGUAUGAAUCAUUGACUACCACAUAAAGGCACAAAAGUUAUGGAAAUCUGUUCAGUGGAGUAAUUAAACAAAACUGGAACUUUUUGGGCCAGUGGAUCAGCAGUAUGUCUGGAGAAAAAUUAACCAUACAUUGUCUACCCUGCCUACAGUGAAGCAUGGUGGUGUCUCAGUGAUCCGCUGGGGCUUCUUUGCUUCCUCUGGAAACCUGCAGUAUGUGAAAGACAAAAAGAAUUCAACCAAGAAUGAAAAAACCCUAGGAGAAAACCUCUGGGGAAGCUAAGCUUGGGCAUCAUUAGACCUUUUAACAGGACAGUGUUCCAAAGCAUACCUCAAAGUCUACCAAGGCUUGGUUUUAAAAGAAGUCCUGGAAGAUUUAUGACUUGAACCCCAUAGAGAAUCUUUAGUGGAAUUUAAAGAAGCCUGUUGCAGGUGUACACAUUGAACACAGUGGUAUAAUAUUAUAUAACAUUUUUUGGUAAUUUUUCUAGCCUGCACUUUCUCCCUUAUGCCAGUUUUAAUUGCUCAGAAUGUACGAUAUUUAAUAAA
This is a messenger RNA of Hyla sarda, 6509 nucleotides long. Its product is annotated as baculoviral IAP repeat-containing protein 1-like. The transcript has 15 exons. The record is from RefSeq and is a predicted model, not a curated record. Gene Ontology annotation, biological process: negative regulation of apoptotic process. Gene Ontology annotation, molecular function: cysteine-type endopeptidase inhibitor activity involved in apoptotic process; ATP hydrolysis activity. NCBI's taxonomy places the organism in Eukaryota, Metazoa, Chordata, Amphibia, Anura, Hylidae. The coding region runs from base 61 to 4317 and encodes 1418 amino acids.